AUGAUUUCACAGCAUUCGGAUAUUGUCGGUAAAUCCCGGGCUGCUCGUCGUGUCGAUGUGGACUUCGGGUUUUCUCGUGGUCCUGGUGGCAGUAGUAGUAGUUCAGGGUCGGGUGCGGGUGGAAAUAAUUCGGGAUUCGGGUCUCAAUUGUCCACAAUUCCACCUGGAUUGUCUGUAGGUGGUAAUAACACCGGUGGUUCUGCUAGGGGGUCUGGUGGUGCUAUUAUUGGUGUGGCUUCAGGAGCUAGUGCAGCUAGUGGACUUGGUGCUGGUGUUGGCGGUGGUUCAAACGGAUCAUAUCCCCCAUCUCGAACCACCACUCCAGCUUUAGACCCUGAAUCGUUUCCUACACUUGGGUCCAGUGUCCAAUCAUCCAACAGCUCGUCAUCUAACUCCCGAUUACCAGCAUCUGUAACCGCAUACCAUGCCAACCUGCCACCAUCUGACAAUUCUCCGGAAAUGCUGAAACGACGACUGGAAGAACGAGCUCGUCAGUAUCUCAACUACGAUACAAGUAAAAUGGCCAAGUUCCAGGAACUGACUAGCAAGUAUAAAGACGGCCAGCUCGACUCGAAAAUGGUCGUGUUCGAGUAUAAUCGGCUAUUUGAUAUCAAACCAGCUCAACUCGAGCUGCUGAUUCAAGACCUGGCUGUUCUGUACAAGAACCUGCCGUCAAAACGCAAUGCUCUUAUUAGUGCUUUUGACGAUUGGAAAUCCAAACAAGCGUUUCCGGCACUUGCUUUAGCCUCAUCUGCCUCGACUUCACCCUCUUUCAGUUCGAGUUCUGGUUUGUCGCAUUCGCUGCCCGGAUCGAAAACAAACCUUUCUUCAUCCUGGGUCUCGGCGAAUCGUGCCACUCCCGGAUCUAUAAAGACAUCUCUAGCAUCCAGUUCUCAUUUCCCGUCGCUUUCAGGGGCCACUCCCUCAGCAGCCAAACCUCCACCUGUGUCUUCAUCCAGUCCCGGUAAUUUGAGCCCUGUAUCUGCCACUGCCAAGAGCUUCUCAACUGCCUCUCUCAUUGGAUCCGCUAAAGUCAUACCUCGAGCAUCUCCCUCACCUGCUGCAGCUGCAAAACUGUCUGACAGUUCAUUCCCAUCACUCCCAGCCGCCAAACCCAAACGACUACCACCCGUACGAGCCAAGACCACAUCCACCCCCGGCCCCUCUGUCUGGACAUCCGGACUCUCUGCCACGCCAGUCGACGACUCCCCCCCUCUUUCCUCCUCGACUCCUCCACCCACCUCCAACAAAAAGAAAGGCAAAGGCAAGCAGGUGCUCUUCCGUCUCGGAGCCUUUGAAAACUAG
Messenger RNA from Sugiyamaella lignohabitans, 1305 nucleotides. RefSeq lists its product as uncharacterized. The coding region runs from base 1 to 1305 and encodes 434 amino acids. The record is from RefSeq and is a predicted model, not a curated record. The transcript has a single exon. Lineage: Eukaryota; Fungi; Ascomycota; Dipodascomycetes; Dipodascales; Trichomonascaceae.